AAUACCUCUAUUGUGUUAGUGUUUAUUCACAACUCAUAAUUGCAUAGUAUUAAUAUUUCCUAUCUCUUUCACUCAUCCAAAAAGACUAUGGCUCGCUCCGUUUGCUUCAUGGCAUUUCUGGUCUUGGCAAUGAUGCUCUUUGUUGCCUAUGAGGUGCAAGCUAAGAACAUUUGCAAAAAACCGAGCAACACUUUUAAAGGAAUAUGCAUUACCGACAGUUCAUGCAGAAAAGCUUGCAUCAAGGAGAAGUUUACUGAUGGACAUUGUAGCAAACUUCAAAGAAAGUGCCUAUGCACUAAGCCAUGUGUAUUUGAUGAGAAUAUUUCAAAUGAAGCUGAGUUGACUUUGACUGAGAAAGCAAAAACUUUAACUGAAGCUGUGCUUGAAGAAGAGAUCAUGAUGGAGUAAUUAAGAGAGAUUAAGUAUUUAGUGUCAC
Molecule: messenger RNA, 436 nt
Organism: Lycium ferocissimum
Lineage: Eukaryota; Viridiplantae; Streptophyta; Magnoliopsida; Solanales; Solanaceae
Product: defensin-like protein
Exons: 2
Coding region: 88-408 (106 amino acids)
Biological process (GO): defense response
Source: RefSeq, a predicted model, not a curated record